AUGCCCGAGGACAGCCAGGCCCUUCAUUUCCUGUCCCGGGACCAGGAGAUCGGGGUUCACAUGUCAGCUGACCUGCUGGAGUCAGCCUUGGGCCGUGUGGCCGCUCUGCGCAGCCCGCCGGCCGCGGUGACCGGGAGCCUGAGGACAACCGUGCUGUGUGGCCCGCAGCAUCAUAGCUGCUUUGCUUGCCGGCGGCUGGAGCUGCGUUGCUGUCGCGGACGUGACGUGCCGCAGGGAGCUUUAAGGCGUAAGGGAGGAGUUCAUACAAGUGCGCAGUGCCAGCUGCAGCAGUACGGCCCUUUGGCGUUCAUCCUUGGCGACAGGACGACCAAAAAGCUGACAGAACGCAGCAGAGUGAUAACCGUCGAUGGCAAUAUAUGUUCCGGGAAGAGCAAGCUUGCGAAGGUGGUAGCGGAGAAGCUAGGCUUGAGGUACUUUCCUGAAGCCGGGAUCCAUUAUGCGGACAGCACCACGGGGGACGGAAAGCCGCUCGACGUGGAGCUCAGUGGCAACUGCAGCUUGGAGAAGUUCUACGACGACCCGAAAAGCAACGACGGCAACAGUUACCGCCUGCAGUCCUGGCUGUACGCCAGCCGCCUCCUGCAGUACGCCGACGCCUUGGAGCACCUGCUGAGCACAGGACAGGGCGUCGUGCUGGAACGCUCCAUCUUCAGCGACUUCGUCUUCGUGGAGGCCAUGUACAGCCAGCACUUCAUCCGGAAGCAGUGUGUGAACCACUACUACGAGGUGAAGAAGGUCACCAUCCGGGAGUACCUGCCCCCCCACGUGGUCAUCUACGUCGACGUGCCCGUUCCAGAGCUCCAGAGCCGGAUUCAGAAGAAGGGAGACCCACACGAGAUGAAGAUCUCCGCCGCCUACCUUCAGGCCAUCGAGAAUGCCUACAAGAAAACCUUCCUCCCUGAGAUGAGUGAAAAAUGCGAGGUCUUAGUGUAUAGUGCGAAUGAAGCUCAAGAUGCGGAAAAGGUGGUGGAGGAUAUCGAAUACCUCAAGUAUGACAGAGGGCCGUGGCUCAACCAGGACGACCGUACCUUCCACAUUCUGCGGAUGCUGGUUCAGAAUAAGUUGGAGGUGCUGAACUACACAACCAUCCCGGUCUAUCUCCCAGAAAUCACGAUCGGAGCUCACCAGAGUGACAGAGUCUUCCAGAAGUUCGUCGAGCUGCCAGGCCGCAGGUACAGCCCCGGGUACAACGCGGACGUGGGUGACAAGUGGAUCUGGCUGAAGUGACGGCACGGCCUCCGCCAGAGCCGCUCCGUGGGACGCAGACGCCCGGCCGGCCGACCCGCACACUGUGGCUUUAGAACUGGGGGGAGUAGACGGUCCGAAAUCGCAGGGUGCGGCAGCGGCACAGAGCAGGUGCCCGCAGGGUCGUCGGGGUGGGGGGACCUCGCCACCUCACUGUGGAGUAAGCACCGUUGUCGCGAGGGGAGCGCGGUCUGCGGGAGAGACGGGCGCCACCGGCACAGCCCCCCCGGCUCCCCUCGCGCUGUCGGGCACGUUUGUAUGUCGCUCCCUCAGACUUGGAGAAAUACAGCAGCUUCUGUGGCGCUUC
Molecule: messenger RNA, 1573 nt
Organism: Pteropus alecto (black flying fox)
Lineage: Eukaryota; Metazoa; Chordata; Mammalia; Chiroptera; Pteropodidae
Gene: NDUFA10
Product: NADH:ubiquinone oxidoreductase subunit A10
Exons: 12
Coding region: 1-1248 (415 amino acids)
Biological process (GO): mitochondrial electron transport, NADH to ubiquinone
Cellular component (GO): cytoplasm
Source: RefSeq, a predicted model, not a curated record